UGUGGUCUAGUGUAAAAAUAAGCCAUGCCAUAAUCAGACCGGCCACUAUCAGCCGAUAAAUAUAUCAAAUAUGGUAGUAUUAAAAUCGCCAUAGAACUGAUCAAAAGUGAUUUCAAUUAGAUUGAUAUUUACAAUAAUGAAUUUAAAAUGCCGUUUUUGUUGUUGUUGCUGUUGCCGAAAAGCGCAAGACACACAGUCGGUAAAAUCAUGGACAGCCGGUAGGGUCAAUGAGAAUUUUCAAAAAGAAGACACCGUUGUAACAGCUCCGCCAAAAGUGACAAUUACAGCAAGUGAUCCCAAACAAAUAGACCCUGUUGCUGAAAAUUCCCCCAGUUCGAAAAACCACUCCAUGGCAAGUGAUGGCGAUGAUGGUGCCUCCGUAUCAAAAAUUGAUUUAAAUUUGAAUAUCUUUGAAAAUGAACGUUUCGGUGAUAUGGCAGCCAUAAUUUAUAAAAGUCAAAUGAGUUUAGAUAAGAUAUAAUUAAAUUAUUUUAAUAAACAAAUGAAACUAUUUUAAGAAGAUGAUGUUUUAUAUCGCAAAUAAAAGAAGAAAAGAUAAAGAA
Messenger RNA from Musca domestica (house fly), 563 nucleotides. RefSeq lists its product as uncharacterized. The transcript is spliced from 2 exons. Bases 137 to 481 code for a protein of 114 amino acids. The record is from RefSeq and is a predicted model, not a curated record. Lineage: Eukaryota; Metazoa; Arthropoda; Insecta; Diptera; Muscidae.